This is a messenger RNA of Gadus chalcogrammus (walleye pollock), 3083 nucleotides long. RefSeq lists its product as uncharacterized. Bases 65 to 1699 code for a protein of 544 amino acids. The record is from RefSeq and is a predicted model, not a curated record. The transcript has 8 exons. Lineage: Eukaryota; Metazoa; Chordata; Actinopteri; Gadiformes; Gadidae.
UAUUUUCUACCCUUGUCACCAAUUCUCACAAAGGCACUCUCCUCAAUCUACCGACUUUUUGCACAUGGCUCCUUUUCUUGGUAUCAUUGUAACCCUCUGUGGACUUACAGGAACUCAUGGCAUCACUACAGUGAGUGAAGGAGUCUCCGUGGAAGUAGGGGCCACGGUUUCAAUUCCAUGUCUCUACGAACUGAGCCAUAAGAACCAUGUUAAGUACCUUUGUAAAGGAAUGGAUUGGAGAUCUUGUUCUGUAGAAAUCAAAACCAAGUCCGAGAGUAGUUCUCCAGAAGGCCUGUACACAAUCUCUGAUUACCCGAACCAAGGGGUCUUCACCGUCACCAUCAAAAGCCAAAAGGAGGGAACGCAAUACUACUGGUGUGCUGUGAACAUGGGAAUCUGGCCGGAUGAGAAAACUGAUUUCAAACUAGAAGUGUCCAAAGGCAAGUCCAGUCUGUAUGUGGAUCAACAGGAAAUAACAGGAUUUGCGGGAGAUAGUAUAAAUAUCCGUUUUUACUCUAAAACACACGGCAAACCAGGAUGGUGCGAACUGGGCCACUGCAAGGAGCCACAGGAUGGCUUUAUUGAAGGUUCACAAUACUCAAUUGAUGCAAGGAAACAAGGUGUUUUUGUGGUGACUAUGAAAGACCUAGAAAUGGAAAGCAGUGGUUGGUACAUUUUUUUCCAAGGAAAACUAAAUAUGCCAAUACAUCUUACCGUUGCCGUAAACCCAACGACAACGAAUACUGGAACUCAUGGCAUCACUACAGUGAGUGAAGAAGUGUCCGUGGAAGUAGGGGCCACGGUUUCAAUUCCAUGUCUCUACAAACCGAGCCAUAAGAACCUUGUUAAGUACCUUUGUAAUGGAUGGGCUUGGAGUUCUUGUUCUGUAGAAAUCAAAACCAACUCCAAGUGUAGUCCUCCAGAAGGCCUGUACACAAUCUCUGAUGACCCGGACCAAGGGGUCUUCACCGUCACCAUCAAAAGCCAAAAGGAGGGAACGCAAACCUACUGGUGUGCUGUGGAGAUGGGAUUCUGGACACCGGAUGCGAAAACAUAUUUCCAACUAUUAGGGUCCAAAGGCAAUUCCAGUCUGUAUGUGGAUCAACAGGAAAUAACAGGAUUUGCAGGAGAUAGUAUAAAUAUCAGUUUUGACUCUAAAAUACACGGCAAACCAGGAUGGUGCAAACUGGGCCACUGCAAGGAACCACAGGAUGGCUUUAUUGAAGGUUCACAAUACUCAAUUGAUACAAGCAAACAAGGUGUUUUUGUGGUGACUAUGAAAGACCUAGACAUGGAAAGCAGUGGUUGGUACAUUUUUUUCCAAGGAAAACUAAAUAUGCCAAUACAUCUUACCGUUGCUGUAAAUUCAAAGACAACGAAUACAACAAACUCAACAAUGGUCAGCUCUUUGUCAGAAGUUGUGUCCGACAAAAAGAGUACAGACGUGGAACCUGACAAUGAACUUUGCAACGUAGCGAGUUAUUCCAUUGAUCUGAAGAACCUGCUCAUGCUUUUGGGCAAAUCGCUUAUAAUUAUAUUAGUGCCCCUGUUGAUUUGGUGGACAUUCUACAGACAUGCCAAAAGCAAACAUGCAGCAAUGACAGUAAGAUUAAGAGAUACAUUUACUUUUGCUAUUUCUUCUUUCAUUCAGUCAUCCAUUAUUUCUUUCCUUCCUUUUUAUAAGUUUCUUCCUUCAUGAAGUAUUUUCCAUUUUCUUUUUUGCUCUUUCAUCCAUUCACCAAAACCUGGAGGUGGAUGACAAUGUGACAUAGUGUUCCCAAACCAAGACUGCUGCAUGGUAUUAUAAAUCAUCCACGGCAUUCACCAUUCUUUGCAUCAUAGUAUAGUAUGUCACUAUGUAUGUAUUGUGUACGCAAUAUGAUUAUAGAUGUGUCCUCCCUGUAAACUAUCUAUGAAUGAUUCACUGGACUAGUAAUUAUUAACCAUUGUCGUCGUCCGUCCGUCCGUCCCCCACACACACACACACACACACACGCACACACACACAUACACACAUACAUCAACCGAAAACACACACACACACACACACACACACACACACACACACACACACACACACACACACACACACACACACACACACACACACACACACACACACACACACACACACACACACACACACACACACACACACACACAAACAAACACACAAAUGCAGGAGCAAGGAAGAGUUUCUUCUUGAAACCCAAAAUAAUAGUAUAUCUUUUUUUUUUAGCUUGGAUUGUUUUUCAAUGUAUCUGAAGACAAUAUUUGCUAUUUCAAUGAUAGGGCUACAUCUUGCAAGUAAUCAGUAACUCAUAAGUUAUUAACAUAAGUACUUGACAACUUCACAUGCUAAGUGCUAAGAAAUGUAUGUAGGCCUAUUAAUAUUAUUUGCUUGUAUGCUACUUGUAAAUAAAUAAGCCAUGACCUGCUGUGUCCACCUAAUUGGGGUAUAAAUUGCAACGUGUAACCAGUUUCAAAAUAAAGCCUUUCUAUUCUACUCUGCUAUAUUCUACUGAACUAUAUUCAAUAUGUAACUGCAUAUUUGUCUUAUGAUCAUAUGGUAAUUAAAACAUUUGGUGAGUGUGCUUUGCUAAUCCCCCCCCCCCCCCGAUUAUCUUAACCUGAUUGUUAUGUAACACAUAUUAUCAACGUUCUUCACGAUGUGUCAAAUGUUAAAAUGUUUGCUUCGAAGUCAACAAUCAUGUACAAGGAAACCACACAGAGGAAGGAAAUGAUAUGAGGAAGGUAAUGUCAAGCUCCGACAUGAAUCCAUUUUUUAUUCAAGUUGUUUGCCUGAUGGUUAUACAAGAUGCAAACAACAGCAGCAAAAAAUAAAUAAAGGUAAUUGACAGUUGAAAUACAAUAGGAAAAUAUAAAGAGUAUGGAUAAGGAGAAUAGCGACUUCACAUGCCAUAUUUAAUGGGCCACUUUCAUUCUUCAAUUGAAUGUCAUUUUCUUUGCAUUUUGUGUGACCCUUAAAAGCUAUUUAUAUUUCAAGUUUCAAUUUCAAUGUACCUUGAGUGUGUAUAUUUGCCUCCUUUCAAAAUACUGAUUGCUCUGAUGUGCUUUUUUGC